Paramuricea clavata is the source of this 4265-nucleotide messenger RNA. NCBI's taxonomy places the organism in Eukaryota, Metazoa, Cnidaria, Anthozoa, Malacalcyonacea, Plexauridae. The record is from the annotation of a GenBank genome assembly.
AUGCCUAGAUUUUCCGAGUGUUGGCGAUGUGGAAAUACAGUUGGUGUUGGCAUUAUUUGCGAAUUGUGUGGUGUUGCUAAAUACUGCAGUGAAAGAUGUCAAAGAAAUGACAUAUUUCGACACGAGGCCGAGUGCAUUUCUGCGUCGAUUCUCAAGACAUGCACGACGUGUAGAAAAAGUGGCCCAAAUCUAAAAGCUUGCACUGGAUGUUAUCGAGCUUUCUAUUGUGACACGAACUGCCAGAGAAGCAACUGGGAAAGGCACAAGAUUGAUUGCGAAGAUGUUAAGGAAGUAAUAAAAAUACUCGCGCAACGUAUUUUGACGCAUUUCUCGAGUUCGGGCCAAACAGUUUCUUCUUCUGGCUAUUUCUAUUGGGGCAACGUACCGGCAUUAGAUUGCUUGAAUUUGGUCGAAAACGAAGGCGACGAUUAUAGUUCAGGAUUAAAGGUUUUAUAUUUUGGUGUUGGUGAUUUACGAAACGUAGCGCUAACGUGCGCCUCGUUGCCUGAUUCAUACAGCAACAAGGUCUUGUUUACACUAAAUGAUAAAGAGAGCUGUGUGUUGGCCAGACUGGUAUUACUGCUGUACAUGUUGAUAAAAGGUAUGAAUUUAUACAUGUUAUACAUUAACAUUAUACAUGUUAGUCACUAUAUGCACUCUGAUUUGCUAGUGGCUUCAGGUAAAUAUAGCAAUCAUGCAACCUGCAAUUGGCUCAUUUAUCUGUAUAGGUUGGGCGUGCGGCGCUUAAUUUUAUAGCAAACGGUAAUAGCUUUACACAUAUGAAUAAAAAAACGACAUGAAUGACCAAUUUAUUUUUCAAAUUUUUUUGCAGAAAAGUACUGUAAUUGUUGUUCUAGCCUGCUCUCAUGCAGCUCGAAAUUUAGAAAGCGGAAAUUUUAAAAGGCUGCGAGCAGGCUAUGGUUGUUCAAAUACUUUAUCGAACCCUAAUAAAUGAGCUUGGGAAUAUUUUGUUGAGGUUCUUAUAAUUUCUUGAAUGAGUAUUUAGGAACUAAACGAUGUUUUGUAGGACAGGAUUUAAAUAGUUGUAAAACAAUUAUUACUAAAAUCACUAAACUGGCCACAUCCCGCUAAGAUUUUCAAACGGGGAAAGACGUUUGAUAAACGGGAAAAGACGUUUGAUAAUUCCAAAUUCAAUUUUCGUUCAAUCAUGUGAUCAAAUUGUUUCAUCAUUUUGGUCACAUGACUUCACGAUUUUGUUAUCAAUUUAUUUUUGUACAUGGGUUUCUAAUUUUAUUAUGCAAUCAGGUGCGUAGUUUUGAAUUAAACGUCAGAAAUUCGUUACUCAACAGUCAAGUUAUUCAAACGUAAACAAGGUCACAAACAUCCAAACGAAGGUCAAUGCAACAUAAUAUAUGAAAUAUUCGUUUUAUGUUCAUUUUAAAGUUCCAUAAUCGUAAUGAACAAUCUAUCUAGUAUCUAUCUUAUAAUAUGAUCUCCCUUUUAGCGAAAAUAUGAUCUCCAUCUUGUAAUAUACUGAGUUGUUUCGAAGUUGACUAGGAAUAAUUAUUAUAAAUAGCACUGUCAAAUCGUGAAGUCAUGUGACCAAAAUGAUGAAACAAUUUGAUCACAUGAUUGAACGAAAAUUGAAUUUGGAAUUAUCAAACGUCUUUCCCCGUUUAUCAAACGUCUUUCCCCGUUUGAAAUUCUUAGCGGGAUGUGGCCAGUUUAGUGAUUUUAGUAAUAUUGUCAUAUUAAAUUCGAUCUCGGAAGUGUCUCGAAAAGUGUCAUUGGCUUCGCCUGAUGAGUCAUGACACUUACCUUGGCCUUGAUAAUUCAAGGUCAUAUAUGUGUAUCGUAUAUUGCAAAAACCUCAUCCAACCAAGGGAGCACAGCGGCACAGCGGUACGCUUUGUGAUGAAUUUUUAAAGAUAGUAUCUGACAUUAACUUUCAUUUCGUACCCGUAAAAACUGUGAACACUUCAUAUUUGUCUUCUUCAGUUCUUCUUUAACUUACAAUAAUAUAAUUUGUAACGUUUAUUGAAAUUUUAUGUUCGAUGUGUUGGAAAACAUAAUAGAUUGAGGUAAUUAAAAGUGGGUUAAAACAGUCAAAUGGUGUUAAAACUAUGGUUAGCGUUAGGUUAGGAUCAGGGUUAUGAUUAACUUUUAUAAUCACACAUACCUUAUAAUUUGCUCAAACUAUUUUGUGGGUCUUACAUGAAUACUUACCUGAAUGUAGCCUGCAAAGCAGACGUCGCGCCUCAAAUGUUUUGAUAUUCAAAUAACACUUCGAACGCAAAAUUUAAAUGACAACGUGCCUGAUGAAAUUAUAUUUUGGGUUUUAAAAGAACUAAAGACGAGAAAGAUUAACUAUUCACAGUUUUUACAGGUACGAAUUGAAAGCGUACUUGAUCCAACAAUUGUUUAUUAUUGGUGUCCAGCAAUCUGGGAAUAGCAAAAUACUAUUAAAGCGUUCUAUUAUAGAUUAAAGAGCUUCAGGUUUAUUUACAGAAUUGCUAGCUAUUUUUUAGCGGAAACAAUUUUUUUUGAAAAUCCGUAGUGUAUGUAUGAGUCAAAUCGAGCAAUUGUGAGCACGUCCCGGUGGUUGGUAUAAUAUCCGAAACCGCCAUCUUCGUAAGAACCCUUCAACGGUCAUUUAUAAGCAAGCCAUUUGAGAAAAUUGGAUUUGGAGAACUUAAGACCACUGAUAACCUGGUAAUUGCGGCCAGCGUGGGAGCUGGGAUCAUCCUCUCAGGUAUGGGAGAUUUUGACCAGAUUUUGUGUUCAAUCCCUUGUCCGCUGGAUUGUGUGUCAGCCUCCCCUUCUAGGCUCAUUCUUCUAUAUGGAACACGUGAACAUAUUUAGCAUAUCGCAUGGAAAUUCAAAAUUUCAUUUGAAGAAAUAUUGAAGCUGUAAUUCAAGCGUUGGGGUUCAGCCUUGUCAUGUUUAGUAGUAAAAGAAAGUGGAAAUUGUUUGUUUUAAUCGCUAUCCUUUUGCUCUCACCUAUUAUUCAAGUAGCAAGAACCUAUACGUAAUUUUACUUUUGUAACUUUACUUUAACACAAAUGUUGUUACGAGGGUUUCAUUAUGCCUUAAUUAAUGCACUCCUCGUGUUUUGAUCUUAAUGUAAACCAUUCCUGUGCAAUACUUUUUCAUAAAAACUAUUUCCGAAUACAAUGUUUUUUUCAACCUGAUCGAAAUUACGUCAUGUAUAGUAAUCUAACCGUUAUUGAUCAGUAUUCUAAUAUCAUAUUUUAUCUGCAGGUGAUUUUGGAGUAGAAAGCAAGGUCACGGAAAUAUGGUACUCGAUAUUACUGACUGAACCUACGUAUAAAUAUCUGAGAACGACCAUUGAAGAGCUUGUCAAUUUCCGCAAUGCCGAAAUUCUAAAAACUACAACAGCUGGUUUGAUCAGCAUUGAAGAAAAGCAAUUUAGAAAGUUACGAGAUGUGUGGGAGAAUUGGUUACAUUUGUUCGUGGAAGGAACAGACUGGAUUCAAAAGCAACGAAUCGAAAAAUUCCAAAACUAUCCCAUCUAUCACGAAAUGAUUCUUCAUUGUCUCGAACAUGAGCACGUUGCUUCAGCAAUGAAGUGGAUAAAAGAUGGCAUCUUUCGACGAACCCAGUCACCUGCAAUCAUCGAGAACCCGACCUUGACUGGUUACGAAAUGAAUAACGGAGGUAGUCCUUACUCUUAUUGUAUUCAAGCUACCGUUUUUCCUUUCUGUGGCUGGGAUUACCUGCGAGUGAAGAAAUUCAAAAAUUCCAAUUGCCUCGUCUGUAUGUUUGGUGAAUAUAUCGAAUCCGUGUUACGAAGCUUCAUGAAGAAAUUAUCAAAACGACAAAUUCGUUUCCAGAUAGUACUCUCUGAUUGUAUGGACAUCAAACAACAUCUCGAAGUUGAAGUAGUGUAUGACCGAAUUUUGACAUCAAACCUGAUGGACUACAUAUUUCUAGUUGACCUGUUAAAGCUGUGUUCCGAAUUAUUGAACCAAGAGAAUACUCGUGCUACCAUUGUUACCCAAACCAUGACUUGGGACCGAAUUUAUUGGCCGGGGAAGGGAUUGCGUCCCAAUUAUCUGCCGAAAGCAUUCGGCAAAUGGAUGAAAAUUGCUUUAGAAGAUAUAAAGCGAUCUUCGAGUAAUGUCACUGAUAGUGCAUGUCUCAAUAGUCUGGAAUAUGUGGACGAGUCUUGUGAGUUUGACGAUUAUCUUCGAUCGCAAUUUUACGCUGAUGGCUUAAGGCAAGAAAUUGAAAAUGAGCCGAAGGGGCAGAAUAUUAUAACAUUCCUACCAAGAAAGAUUUAG